GAUUAUUAUUUUUUAUUUUCCACUUGUUAUUUGUGUCCACCAUACUGUAUGUCAUAUGUUGGUAGGAUAUAAAAGGUAUAAUAUUGUAAAAUAUUUACCGACCAUGCAUUUUUUUUUUUGAGAUCGAAACAACUCGCAAUAUCGCAAUAUCACAUCAUGACAAAGAAACAGUUCAAUACUUUCUUUCGACUUUGCCAGAAUCCCAUCGGAUUCACUUUCUCCUCUUCUUCCGGUUCUGAUCAACAGUGCCAUGGGCUCAAAGAAAAUUYCUUCUCCGUUGCUCUCUAUCUUUCAGCAGUGGAUAGCGCAGCAGCAGCGGUCAGAAGUGUCUGAGCCUUCCUCGCCGUUGUUGUCAUCUUCUUCCUAUCGCAUCCUUUUGCAGACAUCUUAUUCUCUUCAGACUCGCAUUUCUGCAGCAGAACCGGUCGAAAAUCCUCACUUGUAUAAAAAUGCAGGACUUGCAACGCCAUCCGAGCGAGCAUCGCGUGAUAUCUAUGGAGGCUCUGAGACGGGAUGGCUCUUGCGCUUGGUAGAAUUAGCAGUGCAGCAACAAAUGCAAUCCGAACUAGAAUCCGAGACUGUUGCUCCUGGCAAGGAUGCGGUAUCGAUUAUUUUUGUAACCACAAAGGCUAGRUCUYAUGAUUAUUCAAUUAUCCAGGAACURCCCAAGGAUGUCAAGGAAAAGGUYCAAGWGAUUGAUUUGGCAUUUCGKGAUCCUUUUGGAUGGGACUGCGAUGACGAAAAAGACGAUAACGAUUCGAGAGACAACAGAACAACCACGCGUGCAAACAUUGUCGACCUUCAUCAGAUCUAUCGGAAAWUACAAGAGGAAUUCAAGCGUUCUAGGGCCUCGGGAGCACCAGUCAUUUUGAUUUGGCAAUCACUCGCACCGCUGAUUUUGGUGCAUGGGUUUCACAAGAUCCUUCGUUUGCUCUGUGCUCUUCCUACUUGUCUCCAGGUUUGGCCCGUAAAUCUACCGAUCAUGACUCCGACACAGCACGCACAACUAGAGAAUGUUUCAAAUGCCCUUCUAUGUAUGCGUGAGGGAGAAAUGAACAUCGUUCGACAGGGAAUCCGAGAGCGAGGGAAUAUUCUUCGMCAAAAAGUUCCCUUUCGGCUAAUACCUUUUGUCAGCGAUCAGGAUGGCCAGCGUAGGUUUCGCAUAGUAGAAGAAACCGACUGCGAGAGCAAAAGUAGCAGUGAGGUGAUCAAUGACAACCGGAAUACAAUAGAAAUUACCAAUAGGAAKAACAAGAAGGAAGACGAAAGCAACGCGACAGAAGCAGCAGAGAUCGGGAGACUGAUAUCAUCGCACGGUUCGAGUGGUACCAGUGGCCGCGGGACGAAGUUACGCCUUGAAGAAAAUGAUGGCGGUAGAAGCGAAAGUGUAGAGUCACAUGCUUCUUCUGACAGAGAAGUCAUCGCCCCUAACCGACCUAGAAUCUAUCUGCAAGAUGAUGACCCAGAAUUCGACGAUUUUGACGAGGAAGACCCUGACGACGACCUGGAAAUAUAAAUGCACCAAUUUACCAUUACUGUUGUCUUACUUUGAUUUSGAAGAAUGCAUUGUUGAAAACUGAUGGUGGYGAUGGAAAUGAUCAUUUACUCCUCUUUCUUCAGCUACUACUAGAAAAGUACUACAUCUACUACUGCUGUUAGAAGAAGAACAAUAGAUCAAUAAUACUGUWUGACCUUUGUGAUCAACUUCAGUCAUGAAUUACAAUAUUUCUAAUAGUAAGAUGCUCUAAUUACAACAGAUGGAUUCAGGGAAUCUAUUACACACAGCAAGMAUAUAUUCUACAACUAUCCAAAUAAACUCAUUCUUUUCAGCUAGCCAUCUAUCAUACAGAUAUCACAACACAUAUAGCUAAAAACUAAAACAKAACAGAUGUC
Molecule: messenger RNA, 1893 nt
Organism: Pseudo-nitzschia multistriata
Lineage: Eukaryota; Bacillariophyta; Bacillariophyceae; Bacillariales; Bacillariaceae
Source: the annotation of a GenBank genome assembly